This is a messenger RNA of Protopterus annectens (West African lungfish), 849 nucleotides long. Its product is annotated as N-arachidonyl glycine receptor-like. Gene Ontology annotation, molecular function: G protein-coupled receptor activity. Bases 1 to 849 code for a protein of 282 amino acids. The transcript has a single exon. The record is from RefSeq and is a predicted model, not a curated record. Gene Ontology annotation, cellular component: membrane. NCBI's taxonomy places the organism in Eukaryota, Metazoa, Chordata, Ceratodontiformes, Protopteridae. Gene Ontology annotation, biological process: G protein-coupled receptor signaling pathway.
AUGACCAUUCAGCUAGCUAUGCCUCUCAACACGGCAGAUGGCUUAGCCAUAUUUAUUACAUACAUUCUACUAGCCACGGCCAUUGUGUUUGUCAGUGGAUCUGUUGUCUUGGCUAUCUUGACCACCAAGUCACUAAGAAAGGAGAACCGAUUCAUCUACAUGUUAAAUACCAGCAUCAGUGACCUAUUCACAGGGCUUGGAAUGUAUUACAAUGGCCUUUUUGAUGUCCGGGAAAGCUACCCACUAAAGAACAGUACUUACUUUAUACUACCCACCCUUCUGGGAAUUAACUUUCAGACCAUAUUUGUUGCCCAGCUGGAUCGGUAUGUGGCAAUCUGCCAUCCUUACUUCUACUGUAGGCAGAUCACCGAAUCUAGAACCAUUACUGUAUGCGUUUUCAUAUGGGUCUAUGCCUACUCCCUCACACUGACAUAUAACCUGGUUACACAAGAGGUGGCUGCCAGGAUAAAUGCAGUUACAAUACUAGGAGCCACCAUCGGCACCUUCUUUACCAUGAUAGGCCUGAACCUGAAGCUCUACCUCAUUGCCACACACCAGCUUUCCAGAGAACCUGAGCGUCGAGACAGAGACAGUAAGAAGGCAUCGCUGAGGCUCAUCAUUCUGGUCACGCUGACCUUUCUGACCCUCUGGUCUCCAGCUUUUAUUAAUGCAUGUCUGACCAACAUGAGCCCAUUUGGCAUCAGAUUUUAUAAUGGUGCCACAGACCCCUUUAGUUUUCUGCUCAGACUUAACCCGUUAACCACCCCAGUACUGUACAUCAGUGGAAGUCGGGCAUUAAAGGCAGCGGUUUUUACAAAAGUAUGGAAGCCUUGUUGCAAAACCAGGUGA